Syngnathus typhle (broad-nosed pipefish) is the source of this 1702-nucleotide messenger RNA. RefSeq names its product platelet-derived growth factor subunit A-like. The transcript is spliced from 6 exons. Gene Ontology annotation, cellular component: membrane. NCBI's taxonomy places the organism in Eukaryota, Metazoa, Chordata, Actinopteri, Syngnathiformes, Syngnathidae. The record is from RefSeq and is a predicted model, not a curated record. Gene Ontology annotation, biological process: positive regulation of MAP kinase activity; positive regulation of protein autophosphorylation; positive regulation of cell migration. Bases 657 to 1244 code for a protein of 195 amino acids. Gene Ontology annotation, molecular function: platelet-derived growth factor receptor binding; growth factor activity.
CGACUCAACAGCGCCUCCGCUGGUGAAUCGUGCACCCAACAAUCCUGUAUAGUUAGAACUCACUCACCUGCAGUCUAGACACUUAUUAACCAAUUUUAUUGCUAUAUCAACCCUGACACAUGUGCACAAGGCGUUAGACAUUAACCAACCUCAAUUUUCUAAACGUCAUCAUUUCUCCUGACUUUUUUUGUCUUUGUUAAUCUUUUAACGGGGUCGGGUGUUCGACGCAACUAUUUGUAUCCCGCCAUUAAAUUUUCCAACAAUGUUGCUCCACUUUAAAGUUAAUCUGCUUGGCCCGUGUUCACGAUGUGUGCAUGUCGCCUGCGCGCUCCCGUUUUUUUGACCACGGGGACGCGCGCAGUUACAUCUUGGGGCCGAGACGUCUGGAGUUCAGAGUGUGCGGUACCACCGAACAAGUCUUGGGAUGUUCGUGGAUUAUAAAACGGAUCAUUUGACGUCUGUGGAUUCCUUCUUUUUUUUUUAAUCUUUGUAUUUUGAAGAGGAAGAAACAAGAAUAACUAACUCCAUUCUUCUGCGACGACAUUGUUCUCCCGAGGCAUGGUUCUGAGCUCCGGCCGAGAGCAGGGAGCGACACCCGGGCUCCGUCAGUGUACCCUCGCCCCUUCGCGGAGCCUUCCCAGCGUAUCUGAGAGGAGAUGAGACCCGCGCUCUAUCAGCUCCUCGCCGGCUGCUUCUGCAUCUUACGAGCCGCUGCGGAGCAAGAGUCCUCGAUUCCGCGGGAGCUUGUGGAGCGGCUCUCCCGCAACGAAAUCCGGAGCAUCAACGACCUCCAGCGGCUGCUUGAGAUAGACACCGAGUUGAUCGAGGAGACCAAACACGACUAUGACAAGGUCUUCUCUCACGCCUUCCCGGAAGUUAAGCAAGAGCACACGCAUGCGCGUUACAGGCGGAGCACUGUGGUGGAGGAGGCCUUGCCCGCAGGCUGCAAAGUGCGCACCACCAUUUACGAGAUCCCUCGCAGUCAGGUGGACCCCACCGCCGCCAACUUCAUCAUCUGGCCACCGUGCGUGGAGGUGAAGCGCUGCACAGGCUGCUGCAACACCAGCAACAUGAGGUGCCGGGCGGCCCGCAAGCACCACCGGAUCGUCAGGGUAGCCAAGGUGGAGUAUGUGCGGCGACGGCCCAAACUGAAGGAAGUGCAGGUUCGACUGGAGGACCACCUGGAGUGCUCGUGCGCUAACAGGCGCAAUCCCAACUCCAACACGGACAACGGCAUCAGGUGAAGAAAGUAAACGCACGAUGGAAUAAGAGCAGCAGUUGGGACAACAAGAACAAGACAAGGAUAUACUGCACAUUUUUCACGCUAUCAUGCUCGCGGAACUUUCCGUAGAGGGAGUGUUGCCGACACCUUUCCGGACCUUUGAUGGAAAUUUGACCCACAAAGGCGAGCGGGCUAACAGGAGCCUGUUGUUCCUCAAUGGAGAAAUGGGAGCAAAGGGGAGGUGGGAAUUCUUGUACACGGUAACCCUCUCAUCAUCUUGGAUUAUAUAUAUCCCCUUCGGAGGGUGGAAUUAAGACUUUUUUGAAUAUUCUCACAUCUAUCUUGCACAUCAUGCUCGCUCUUGUUUGUAUGACCGCUUGUGCUAUGCUUAUCGUCGCAAAAAAAAAGAAGGGGAAACAUCCUGAUAUGUAACCGUUACUAAUAAACUAUUUAUACAGGAGCAUUUAUCCUUAAAGGGAA